This is a messenger RNA of Alternaria rosae, 312 nucleotides long. RefSeq lists its product as uncharacterized. The transcript has a single exon. The record is from RefSeq and is a predicted model, not a curated record. Lineage: Eukaryota; Fungi; Ascomycota; Dothideomycetes; Pleosporales; Pleosporaceae. The coding region runs from base 1 to 312 and encodes 103 amino acids.
AUGCGUAUUAUAAUGGUGUGCCCGUUGUUCACUAUGGCUCUUCUCACGGGCGACCCGCCAUUCAAAGCUGCUGUUACAGCGCGUGCAGUCCAGCUGACGCUCAUGCCCAUCGCAGAGCCAACGACUACCAGUGAUCCUUGGUACUGCGCGACCGAAAACAUUGCGCAAUAUUUCGAAGUGCCGAAGCCCACUGAAGCCCUUCUGGAUGAGCUUCUUAUCUAUGGAGACAAGCUAAUCGAGGACUGCACACUCAUUAUCACGCCUUCGGCCACGGCUGUCCCGACGUGUCCCUUUUUCGAAUGGACCAUUUGA